Molecule: messenger RNA, 729 nt
Organism: Psilocybe cubensis
Lineage: Eukaryota; Fungi; Basidiomycota; Agaricomycetes; Agaricales; Agrocybaceae
Exons: 2
Coding region: 1-729 (242 amino acids)
Molecular function (GO): 2-oxoglutarate-dependent dioxygenase activity
Source: RefSeq, a predicted model, not a curated record
AUGAACACUGCCCAUAAUUCCAUGCGACUUUCCUCGCCUACCGAGUUGAAUACACUCCGCAACAUAUAUACCAUUUGUUGUAUACUUCGCGCUAUUAUACUAUGUGACUUACUGCAGUUCCACGAAGCCAUCUCGUCGCUGGACCACGCCAUCAUCAUCGCAGGAGCACCUGGAAAACUUGAUCUCAUUCUGCAUUUGAUUCGUGGUAUCCAAGCAAAAAUAGGUCAGGAGACCGCGUUUAGAGCCUCAGGCGUUUCGGUUCAGAAAUGCGACUACUUCAAAACCAACUACAAAGAAGACACAGUUCCCAGCAUCGUUCCUCCCUCCUUUUUGUCCUUCCAGUUAGUGUCAUCGAAAUCACCUUUUAUUUUGCGCGAUUAUGCUCGCGAUUGGCCCGCAAUGGAAGAACGGCCCUGGCGAUCUGCAGCUUAUCUUCGGUCAAUAUCCGGCCCUGGGCGUGUCGUACCUGUGGAGAUAGGUGAUGAUUAUCGAUCUGAGAACUGGAAACAAAAAAUCAUGCCUUGGGACGAAUUUUUGUCGACGUUGAAUCUCGAGGAUCAACCUACCUCAGAUUUCUCUGACUACCCGCAAUAUCGUCAACCUGUCAGCGAAGACAACCUUCUGUUUAAUACAUGGCUGGGCCCUGAGGGAACGAUGUCACCCGCGCAUACGGUACGUGAUCACAAACAUGAUUUGGCGUUGGCGCAAUUCAGAGGCGAUGCAAUAUAG